GCGGCCAUACAGAAAUCCUUUUGCUCCAUCGAGCCGUUCUGUCGACCAAACCAACGAGAGGUUCAUAUCGAAACAGCGAGAGAAAAGGCUUGGUUGAAGUGCGAGCUCUUCUCCCUUCUCCCGGAAUCUGUAUUCUGGUGAUUCAAUUGGAUUUUUCACGAUGAUGACAGGGAUUCUCUUGCUGUUGUGGGGCAGUUCCAGGCUCGCAUUCCAUGCGGUUCACGCCUUCGUGUCACACACCGCGACUCGACAGCACCUGGCGUCGACGAAAUCCCGCUUCCACCAAAUCCCUAAGCCGGUUGCGCACUUGUUUUCGGCGGUAGACAACACCCCAGCGCUAGCGAGCGCCGCGGGGGGCGAGCGUUCCGCCGUCGACGAGGCACUCGUCAAGGAACAAAGAGCCAGGAGAAAAAGAGAAAAGAAGGCGGCCGCCGCCGCCAGGCGACGAAAAAAAUUCAUCGGGCUGGCCAAGGCAGUUGACCGGGGCCAGUUCAAAACAACAUACCGGCCGGGGGGAUCGGAUGGCGCAACCUUCGUCGCCAGGUCGGGCCUGCCGGAGGGCCACGACUCGAGGCCGUUUACGGUUCUGGGGAUCGAGAGCUCGUGCGACGACACAGGUGCGGCCGUGCUGCGCUCGGACGGCGUGAUUCUUGGGGAAUCGCUGGCCUCACAGGCCCACAUCCACGAGGAAUGGGGCGGGGUGGUGCCCGGACUCGCCAAGUCGGCCCACGAGGAAAACAUCGACAGGGUGAUUGACGAUGCCCUGAGCAAGGCCCAAACCACCAUGGAGGACAUCGAUGCCAUCGGUGUGACGGUCGGGCCAGGACUAGAGCUCUGCCUCAGGGUCGGGAGCCAGAAGGCCUGCCAGCUCGCAACCGAGUACAACAAGCCGUUUGUGGGCGUUCACCACCUCGAGGCGCACAUUCUCAUGGCCCGAAUCGAGAACCAGGAGGAACUCAGGUUUCCCUUUCUGGCGCUCUUGGUUUCCGGGGGCCACUGCCAAUUGCUCAAAUGCCUCGGAAUCGGUCGCUACAGUGUCAUAGGAGGAACCCUCGACGACUCUCUCGGAGAGUGCUACGACAAAACGGCGCGUCUCCUGGGCCUCCCCAUCGGCGGAGGAGGCGGACCGGCUCUGGAAGCCCUCGCCAAAGACGGCAACGCAACGGCGAUACCCCUUACCAUACCUCUGCAAAAACGACAGGAUUGCGACUUUAGCUACGCGGGGCUCAAAACAAACAUACGGCGGGCCGCGGAGCAGCUGGCCAAGGAGCGUGGUGCGGACUCCGUACCGGAGCUCUCGCACCAGGACAAGGCGGACCUGGCGGCCUCGUUCCAAAACAUUGCCAUCAAGCAUCUGGAGCAGCGCCUGGAACGUGCGAUGAAGGCCAUGGAAGACGAAAAGAUCGACACCCUGGCCGUAGUGGGCGGUGUAGCGGCCAACCAAGAACUCCGGCGACGGUUGCAGAGCAAGUGCGACGACAGGGAAUGGACGAUGGUCGUGCCCCCGCCCAGGUUGUGCACCGACCAGGGAGCCAUGGCAUCGUGGGCGGCGAUCGAGCGACUCCGACUGGGAAGUUCGGACGAUCCCUCGACCCAAGACAUCUACGCGAGGUAUCCGUUCUCGUCGUACAGCAGCGCUCCGGAAGGAGACAGCGAAGGUGUAAAAUGAAUUUGUCUUAACAUUUGAAU
This is a messenger RNA of Pseudo-nitzschia multistriata, 1689 nucleotides long. NCBI's taxonomy places the organism in Eukaryota, Bacillariophyta, Bacillariophyceae, Bacillariales, Bacillariaceae. The record is from the annotation of a GenBank genome assembly.